AUCACCCAAGAAACCCAUAUCACAUUCCGCCUUGGCACAGACAGAGUCAACAUGGUCAACCAAAAGGCACAAGAUGCCGUGCAACAGUCUCUCGACUCAGUCACGAGCAACAAGGAAACGGGCGUGGCCGGUCUCGUGUUUGUAGCCAUUGACAAGAAUGGCCAACAGAUCUGCGCCAACGCUUCUGGCAAACGAGGAAUUGGUGCCAACCGACCUCCAAUGGAUUUGGACACGGUCUUCUGGAUCGCCAGCUGUACCAAGAUUCUCGCCACGAUGGCAUGCAUGCAAGCCGUGGAGCAAGGCAUCUUGAACCUCGAUGAUCACCAACAGGUCUACAAGUUGUGUCCUGAAUUGGAGAAGGUGCAGGUUCUUCAGGAAGAUGGGACGCUGGUGGCGAAGAAGAGCGAAAUUACGCUGCGGAAACUGCUGAAUCAUACUGCUGGAUUUGGAUAUGAGUUCUUCAAUACCAAAUUGCGUGACUACGGCCGCCCUGUGGGAUUCGACGUAUUUCACGCUGAUGUGAAAGACAUUCUGAAGAUGCCACUCGUGAACCAGCCAGGCGAGAGAUGGGAAUAUGGCAUCAACAUUGACUGGGCAGGAAUCGUCCUUGAGCGAGCCACGGGCAUGGGCCUGAAUGACUGGAUUCAAAAGAACAUCAUGCAGCCUCUCAAGUUGGAUGCGAUCAACAUGUUCCCUACUGCGGAGAUGAAGGCUAACCUGGCAUUCAUGCACCAACGAUGGCCCGGUUCCUCCGAUGCCGAAGAGCGAGACCACCUCUAUCGUGAACCCAUCAUUGCAGAGACGGAGCACGAAAAGAAACACAUCUUCCACUCGGGUGGAGCUGGAGCGUUUGCGAAACCGACCCAAUAUGUUCAAGUCCUGUCCGUUUUGCUGAACAAUGGCAAAUCACCCAUCACCGGUGCCCAGAUUCUCAAGCCAGAGACGGUCGACGAGAUGUUCAAGAACCAAGUCCCACAAUUCCCCGACUUUGCCCGUCAAGGCAUUGCAGCCGCCAAAGCAGAACAAACCAACCCAGCUCCAGAAUUGUACCCGCAAGAGGGAAACCCGCCACAAGGAUGGGGGUUGUCCUUUAUGAUUACGCAAGAGCCCGGCGCCACGGGCAGAGGAGCAAAUACCGCCUGGUGGGCGGGCAUUGCCAAUCUUUUCUGGUGGGCCGAUCGCGAAAAGGGUGUUGCGGGCAUGAUUGCUUCGCAGGUGAUGCCGUUUGGUGAUAUGAAUGUCAUGGGCCAGUGGGGAGCUUGUGAAGCUGCUGUCUAUCAGGCUUUGGGAAAUUAAUGUUUUUUUUUGUGUUGGAGAGAGGGGCUUCUUGUUGUGUGUGUGUGUGUGUGUGUGUGUGUGUCAC
Sphaerulina musiva SO2202 is the source of this 1363-nucleotide messenger RNA. Its product is annotated as beta-lactamase family protein. The record is from RefSeq and is a predicted model, not a curated record. The coding region runs from base 52 to 1296 and encodes 414 amino acids. The transcript has 5 exons. Lineage: Eukaryota; Fungi; Ascomycota; Dothideomycetes; Mycosphaerellales; Mycosphaerellaceae.